Molecule: messenger RNA, 411 nt
Organism: Colletes gigas
Lineage: Eukaryota; Metazoa; Arthropoda; Insecta; Hymenoptera; Colletidae
Product: mitochondrial pyruvate carrier 1-like
Exons: 4
Coding region: 1-411 (136 amino acids)
Biological process (GO): pyruvate import into mitochondria
Cellular component (GO): mitochondrial inner membrane
Source: RefSeq, a predicted model, not a curated record
AUGUCCGUGCGAGUGGCACAUGCGGGAAUGCAUAUGCAGGGAACACAGCGAUCGCAGAAGGAGCCCUGGCUAUUAUCGUCCACGAUGGUGAAACGAUCGUCGAAGGGCCUGUUUAACAAAGAAACGAGGAACUAUUUGAUGAGCACGCACUUCUGGGGACCGGUGUUCAACUGGAUGAUACCCAUAGCGGCCAUAUCCGACACGCAAAAGCAUCCGAGAAUCAUUAGCGGCAAAAUGACUUUGGCCCUGGCCCUGUCCUCUGCCAUAUUCAUGAGGUUCGCGUGGAAAGUGCAGCCACGGAAUUUGUUGCUGUUGGCGUGCCACUUGGUCAACACUUCUGCACAGCUCGUACAGGGUUACAGGUUUAUCGACUACCACUACUACUCGCAAGAGGGGUCCGUGAAAGAAUAA